Messenger RNA from Salarias fasciatus (jewelled blenny), 1283 nucleotides. RefSeq names its product POU class 4 homeobox 4 (gene pou4f4). Gene Ontology annotation, molecular function: RNA polymerase II cis-regulatory region sequence-specific DNA binding; DNA-binding transcription factor activity, RNA polymerase II-specific. The transcript has 2 exons. The coding region runs from base 108 to 1151 and encodes 347 amino acids. Gene Ontology annotation, biological process: regulation of transcription by RNA polymerase II. NCBI's taxonomy places the organism in Eukaryota, Metazoa, Chordata, Actinopteri, Blenniiformes, Blenniidae. The record is from RefSeq and is a predicted model, not a curated record.
CAGGCAGUUCCGUCACUUUCCUCUCUGAGGCGCUUCUUCCUGGAAAAACCAUCAAGACGGAGCUGAACGGGGAAGACGGACAGCGACCCUCCUUAACUUCUGCAAUCAUGAUGUCGAUGAACAGCAAGCAGCCUUUCAGCAUGCACCCCAUCCUGCACGAGCCCAAAUACACCCCGCUGCACUCCAGCUCGGAGGCCAUCCGCAGGGCCUGCCUGCCCACGCCGUCGCUUCAGGGCAACAUCUUCGCCGGAUUCGACGAGACGCUGCUGCAGCGCGCCGAGGCGCUGGCCGCCGUGGACAUCGUGGCGCAGAAGAGCCACCCGUUCAAGCCGGACGCCACCUACCACACCAUGACCACGAUGACCAGCAUGCCCUGCACCCCCACCUCGUCCUCCGCGCACCUGCACCACCCGUCCGUGCUGACCUCGCACCACCACCCGGCGCACCACCAGCCGGCGCAGGGCCUGGAGGGGGACCUGCUGGACCACCUCACCCCGGGCAUCUCCCUGGGCGGCAUGCCCGGCUCGGACGUCUGCUCCACGGCCUCGCACACCGCCCACGCCCACAUGUCGGCCAUCAACCACAUGCAGCACCACCACCACCCGCAGUCCAUGAACAUGCACCCGCACGGCCUGGGCUCCCACGGCUCCCUGGGGAGCGCCGGCGGGGACGCGGAGCCGGACCCGCGGGAGCUGGAGUCCUUCGCGGAGAGGUUCAAACAGAGGCGGAUCAAGCUCGGGGUGACCCAGGCGGACGUGGGCGCGGCCCUGGCCAACCUGAAGAUCCCCGGGGUGGGCUGCCUGAGCCAGAGCACCAUCUGCAGGUUCGAAUCCCUGACGCUGUCGCACAACAACAUGGUGGCGCUGAAGCCGAUCCUGGAGGCCUGGCUGGAGGAGGCGGAGCGCGCGCAGCGGGAGAAGAUGUCCAAGCCGGAGAUCUUCAACGGGGGCGACAAGAAGAGGAAACGCACGUCCAUCGCGGCCCCGGAGAAGCGCUCCCUGGAGGCUUAUUUCGCCGUGCAGCCGCGGCCUUCGUCGGAGAAGAUCGCCGCGAUCGCCGAGAAGCUGGACCUGAAAAAGAACGUGGUCCGGGUUUGGUUUUGCAAUCAGAGGCAAAAGCAGAAACGAAUGAAGUUUUCUGCGACGCACUAACUAAGACCAGCACAGCCGCGGGUUUCUGCCCCGUUUACAACCACAGAGACAAACCAGAGACAAUCUGCUGCUGCUGCUGCGCACUGUCAGAAUUACAAAGAAAAAACUAAACAAGGUACACCGUUGUGCCUU